AUGAGCACUCGCUCCGCCCUCGAGAAAUACCGGGAAGGCCCCAAGACUCUAUCGUACCCCCAUCGCUCCUAUAUUUCUCUGGACCACGGUGAUAUCCCUCCGCCCAACCGCUCCAGUACUCUUUCGUCUACCCGCAUCAGCCGCCGUUCUCUAGCUUCAAUUGCUAUUGAAAAGACCUCCACGGCCCUGAACAACCUGGUUUCCCUGGGUAGCUCGUCUAGUCCGUCUUUGCGAUCCUCUGCUUCUUCUUUCUCUUCCGCAUCCUCGCACAGCAACCAGCUAAAACUGCCUCCCCCGCAGAACACCACGCUACCACCGACUGAGUAUUCUCCGGAGAACAAUAGCCGGCGAAGUGGGAGCAACGAGAUUGGCACCGCCAGCCGCUCUGGUGAUUUUAAUUUUCGUAGCUCGCCUCUGGCACAAGCCAACGUUGAGACCGUGAUUUCAGUACCGUCGCCAGACUCCUUAGCCUCGACACCAUCUCAUCAGCGCAAACCUAGCGCUUCAUUACCUUCCAAUAGGCGGAAUACCUUUCAGGCAAACACACCUGAAGCUCAACAAAUGCCCAGCGCAAAAAUGCAUCAGACCUCCUCACGCCUGCUGCGUAUGACCAGCGAUGACAGGCCCUUUUGUCGGGAUUUUAAGGACCUGUUUUCUACUCUGAUGGUGAGCUUGAAAUUAGAGAGCCACCGUGUGCGCUUUUCUAAAUUCGACCACACCUUUUUAUCCGAGGAGGCCAUCAACAAUCUUGGAUCGUUGAAGUUCUCCCAAUCCAACCGCAUGCCCGAUCCCAAGGACCCCUCUCGCAUCGUAACGACAACAACCACAACUACCUUCUCCAUGGCUAGGGAAAUGGCCCGUUCCGUCUGCCAGCGCUUUGUUGAUGCCCGCUUCAUGGAACCAGUGGAUGGCCGCGUAACAUCCCAGUUCCCACUCAAAGGCGCGCUCUACCAAUUAACCCCCAAAGGAAUCCACGUGCUUCACCGCUUCUGCCAGCGCAAUGGAAUCACUGCGCGCCAUGUCAUGGACGUCCUGGAAUCCCCCCGAAACACUAUGCAGUUAGUCAUUUUAGAACGCGAUCUUGAUACAGACCAGAUAUCGCGGGAUCGUGCCACUACCGAGGUCAUCUUUCGCCGAUUCGCCGGGGUCGAUGGCCCUAAUCUUAAGAAUUCUGUAUCUAGUUCGGAUUCCGACUCAGUGACCGACUAUAUCACUGGUACCACUGGUGUCAAGAUGGCCAAAGAACGCAAAAUUGGAGACAAACUUAUUCAAAACAGUUUCACAGGAAAAGCCGCUGUAGAUUGGAUACUGGAUUGCUGCACUGCGAUUGACAACCGGGAAAUCAUUGAGAUCGCGACCCUAUUCUUGAAAUACAACCUAAUGUAUCCUAUUGUGGAGGACAGGGCUUACAUUUUCCAACGCCCCUCAGCUAGUGCCUUCCAGCCAACAAAAUACGCUAUUUAUGGUAUCACAGAACAUGGCCAGCGUGUGUGUGGAUGGAUUGCACGAGACAGAGUCGCUCCUAGUUCAUUGGAUGGUCGAAUCGCGCCACGCGAUUCCAACAAUGCUCGGCUAAAUCACAUUCUACAAGAUCCAGCUUUAAGACUGUUAUUCCGUGAAUUCCUUCGAGACUCGCUUUGUGAAGAAAACUUGGCGUUUUAUCUCGAUGUUUCUGCUUUUACAACUGAUUAUCACCGCGCAGAGAAGACCGGGACAUUUUCGAAAAUGGAUGCAGUCCGGGAGACGUUGGCGAGCGCAUAUGGUUUAUACAAUGCUUUCCUUGCCCCUGGAUCGCCCUGCGAGUUAAAUAUCGAGCAUGCCCUUCGAAACAGCCUCGCGAGCCGUAUGACAAGAGCUGUUGGAGAUGAUGCUGCUAUGGUUAAGAGUUUAACGGAAGUCGUCGCAUUGUUUGAGUUAGCUCAGAUCUCCGUCUUCAAAUUGAUGUCAAGUGAUUCCGUCCCAAAAUUCGUCCGCGAUCCUAGAUACUCGAUAAUCCUUCAGGAGCAUGACUUUGAGCUCUGCGGCCCUGGUCGAUCAUACUCUCCUACUCAGACGCCGGUUCCUGAACGCACGAAGAGUCGAUCCGGAAGACCGUGA
Molecule: messenger RNA, 2097 nt
Organism: Ophidiomyces ophidiicola
Lineage: Eukaryota; Fungi; Ascomycota; Eurotiomycetes; Onygenales; Onygenaceae
Exons: 3
Coding region: 1-2097 (698 amino acids)
Biological process (GO): intracellular signal transduction
Source: RefSeq, a predicted model, not a curated record